AUGUCUGCGGCAAUUCGAGAGAUAGCAGCGAGUGCAAGUCGAAAAGCUGUCCGGCUAAAGAUCCUCCCUCGACCAUGGAAUAUCUCAGAGAGUCGAGCUGUGUUAAAGGUCCUCCAACGAUACGGCGACGUCGUAUUUUUCCGACAUCUACAGCACGAGACCCCUAAACCUGCCCAUAACACCGUGGUGGCCAUCUUCCGCGACUAUGCAAGCGUCGAUCGUUUGAUGCAGGCCCAGCCCAUCAGGUACUCUCUCGAUCCCACAUUGCCCCACUCGAGGACGAAACAAAUUAGUAUACCAGGUAUGGACCACGAGGGAGAAUUCAAGUUGGAAGACUUUGCGGACGACGAAUCUGCCUCCAGUACUACUGAGGACCCCAAAUUGCCCCCGGAAGCAGAACAAGAGACACCAUUUCCCCAUCAACCUCCUAUCCACAAGGUCAUCCAUCCCGGCACUGGGCUCAGAGACUUCGUAAUGUGGGCUGAGCCUUCGACUAUAAAUACACAAGAUUGGGCAGAGAGACAACCAUACUGGAACUCGUACGACAGCACCGAGGACUAUGCGCAACAAGAUUUAAAGAAGUCGGUGCCAUUGAAGGGAAUGGCCGAUUUGUCAUUCAAGCAUACUAAACUUCUAGACUACAGAAUUCGCGAAACAAACUUCAUUCGAGAUAGUAGGCUGACGCUGAGGCGACUUUGGGAAGGGGAGAAGGUCCAUAAAGAGAAUCAUCCCACAGCGAACCAUGGGGCGAAGAACGGGCCUAGGUUGAGCAGAAAGCCGAGAGGACUGCCUGAUCAUGUAUCACGUCCUCUGGAUGAAGGCAGAUCUGGCUGA
Pseudovirgaria hyperparasitica is the source of this 834-nucleotide messenger RNA. RefSeq lists its product as uncharacterized. Lineage: Eukaryota; Fungi; Ascomycota; Dothideomycetes; Acrospermales; Acrospermaceae. The record is from RefSeq and is a predicted model, not a curated record. The transcript has 2 exons. The coding region runs from base 1 to 834 and encodes 277 amino acids.